AUCAGAGCACUAAAGUUUGAGGCUAUUUUUGGUGGACUGCCAUGUUAGCAUCCCAAACCUGACGAGGAUAGCAUUUGUGGAUUUGUUUAUUGCAAGAAAAUAGAGCAUAGGGUUUCCAAGCUCUGUCGUGGGUUUAAGCAUUUGAUCGCAGGGAAGAAGAAGGGGAAGGAACCCAGUCGAGAGUAGAGUACGCAGAGUUCCACCUCAAAUUUCUCCAUUCCAUUCUUUGUCAAUCUUGCAUUACAGUCUCCCUCCCGCUUCAUUCUACUUCUGUAUACACCCUUUCUGUUCAAGACCCAUAGCCAGCCAUGAGAGCCAGAUUGGUUGUGUUCCCGCUUCGUGGAAGGAACUGGUGCUUCUCCAGAUCUCUCGACCCUUCCCUUAAUCACCAUUCCUCUUCAUCCGCCUCCCCUUCUACUAUCCGGGAUCUCUGGCGCAGCAUCACUUCCUCUGGCUCCUCCGCCCCUCACAAUGCCCAGCUCGUUGUCGAUUUCAUCGCUAACAAGAUGAACAGAGCUUGGAUGGGUAUGGAGAAAUCGCCCGAGGGCACUCUCAAGAAGAAGAUUCACGGGGUAGGUUUGAAGCUACUGGCGCGGGUUAAGCCGUCGGAGAUUUUCUUGAAGUCCAUAUCCAGGGACGUCACCGAUGUUGAAAUAGUAUACCCCGUCAGUUUAAAUGCACGGCUUGUGCGACGAAGAUUGCGCCAUAUUGCAAUUAGAGGAGCUUCCAUCCACAAGAAAUACUUCUAUGGUUCAGUAACAUUACUUCCACUGACAUCUGCGUUGAGUGUUUUACCUCUGCCCAAUAUACCAUUCUUUUGGGUCUUAUUUCGAACUUAUUCUCAUUGGCGAGCGCUGCAGGGAAGUGAGACACUCCUUAAGCUGGUGUCUGAUCACUCAUGGUCUGAAAAAUGUGCGGAUCAAAAUGGUGGACAAGGUCAAACUGAGAAGGGGGACGACAGCUCCAAGGAUAAAGCCCCUUCUUCACAAGGUUCUCCAUGGGUGUUGCAGCCAUCAAGGGAACUUCAGGAGAUCAUCGUCGGGCAACCUGAAGAUAAUGAUGUUAGCGAAACUGCGAUCGCUAGUGUUUGCGAGAUGUAUGGGCUAGAUGCCAAAGAUGUGUUGAAGUUUAAGAAUAACAUGUAAUGUAGGCUGGUAGUGUUUACUUUAAUGUGCCUUGUCUGUUCUUGUAUAUCUGCGGGCAUCAUUUGGUCUUAAGUGAUUGUAGUAGAUUACGUAGGCUUUUAUAGAUGAGAUCAUGAGAAGCAGAGCAACAUUCAAUUCUUGUUUUGUUUACUUCGACCAGCACAAAGCAAGCAAAGUAGGAAGAGGGGUUUUGUUUUGGGACGAAUGCUCCCUUCCCUGGCUACCACUUUAUCGACAUUCUUUUAAGACCACUUGUCACUUUCGUUGAUACAAUGAAAAGAGCUACCAAAAAGCCAGAAUGAGAUGCAUCUUAGAAACAUUUGGCCAUUCCCAAGAGGACUUGUCCUCACAUCUGAAGUAAUUUUCAAGAAACAAUAUUCUGGGAAUAAUGUAUCUUGGA
This is a messenger RNA of Linum tenue, 1545 nucleotides long. The record is from the annotation of a GenBank genome assembly. NCBI's taxonomy places the organism in Eukaryota, Viridiplantae, Streptophyta, Magnoliopsida, Malpighiales, Linaceae.